AUGCUUAUAGAACCAGCACUUACAGAGGUUUCAAAAGGCUUUUGCAAAUUUCCAAAAUGUCAGGACAGUUUUAUUCAAUCCCACAUUCAAUCUACUAUUGUUGCAUGCCAAGAAGAUCUUAAAAACAACCAGACAUUAGCACAAGCCAUUUUUGCUGCUUUCGUUUUUAAUUCUCCUUUGCAUGAUUCAGUAUGCUUUGAAAAUAAACAACGCAUGUUUUGCUGGGAUGAAUUUAUUAGAAAUAAUAUUAGUAUACCUAAUUUUACCUCCAUAGAAAAAUUAAAUAAUAAUAAUUCUGUUGACAAAAUCUGCACUCUAUGUAACAGGGCCAUUGUUAAUACUUUUUUUAAUUUUAUUCCCACAAGUUUUUAUGCUCAAUUAAUAAUUCCUUUAAAUAAAGUAGAAGACAAUAAGAAAUUGCUUGCUUUCGUAUGUGGUGAUGACUUUGUCA
Messenger RNA from Racocetra persica, 451 nucleotides. The record is from the annotation of a GenBank genome assembly. NCBI's taxonomy places the organism in Eukaryota, Fungi, Glomeromycota, Glomeromycetes, Diversisporales, Gigasporaceae.